ACAACAAGGCAGACAGCUCUGUAACAUACUUUACAAACACUUUCAAAACCUUUGGAAAUAUUCACAUCUCACCAUGUGCAGAGGACUCGAAUCACUGCCCAUCACCUGCCUGGAAAGGGCAAAGGAGCUGAAAGCUUUGUUUGGAAGUUUACUACAGAAGUCAGAUCACAGCAUCACCGGGCAUUCAAAGAAAAGGUUUAAUGUCAACGAGCCUCUGAAAUGGAAGGAGUCGUUUGAGAAACUGCUGUCCAGCCAAAAUGGACUGUGCCUGUUCAGAGCAUUCCUCGUCUCAGAGUUCAGUGAGGAGAACAUCGUCUUCUACCUGGCUUGUGAAGACUACCGCACAACUAAACCCUCAAAACUGGCCGCUAAGGCUAAGAAAAUUUACGACGAGUUUAUCGGAACUGAUGCACCACGAGAGGUAAAUCUAGACCAUGUGACCAAGGCUAUCACAAAGGAGAACAUGAAGCAUCCCAGCCAGUCCUGUUUCGACCUGGCCCAAGCCAAAAUCUACACCCUGAUGGAGAAGGACUGCUACCCUCGCUUCCUCAAAUCCUCCACAUACCUGGACCUCAGCAGAAAGACCAAGUCAGGCAAAUAGACUUUUCUUUUUAAAAACUUUCCUUGCGAGCAGCAGGCGUGAUGACUUCACUCCUCAAAGGGACAUAAGCUUAGUGACGCGCAGCGGAGACUGGAAAAGGUUGAGAAGGAACAAAUACCUCAGCCCAAGGAGUUUCACGCCGUUUUUGUGUGGAUGUUAUUUUGGAGAGCGGAGGUCCCACACUGAUCAGAGUCCGGCCUGGAAGCUAAAGGACGCUGUAGCUGUGAGAAGAGACUGACACAGACUGAGCUGCGGGCGAUGUCUGCCUCGGGAAGAGACACAUGUACUGUAUAUACAGGGCUGCAUGAACAGCAGUCGCAGUGGCAUGAAGUGUAAAAUGCAGAGAGACAGAAAAAUGUUUCACACAACAAAACUACCACUGUGAGAGAUGCUGAGUCUUCUCCGUAGCAUUAACGUUUAUUUAUUCUUUAUUUAUUUAUUAAAAAGUUAAUUUUUUCUAUGUGAAUGUUUGCUGUGCAACUGGUUGGUGAAAACUGAUUUGUAUUUUAUA
Molecule: messenger RNA, 1112 nt
Organism: Seriola dumerili (greater amberjack)
Lineage: Eukaryota; Metazoa; Chordata; Actinopteri; Carangiformes; Carangidae
Gene: rgs5b
Product: regulator of G-protein signaling 4-like
Exons: 5
Coding region: 74-601 (175 amino acids)
Source: RefSeq, a predicted model, not a curated record